AUGGUCAAUUUUUACCGCCGGUUCCUACCGAACUGUGCUGAUCUCAUGUUGCCGCUAACCAACAUGCUUUCUGGUCUGAAAGGCCCCUUCGAGCUGACUGGUGAAGCAUUAACUGCUUUUGAGAAAAUCAAGAAUUCUCUUGCCAAUGCCACCUUACUCACGCAUCCCGCUCCCGAAGCUCAGCUGUCUCUGAUGGUAGAUGCUUCGCCCGUAGCCGUAGGUGCAGUCCUUCAACAACACCUUGUUGAUUCGACUCGACCAUUUACCUUUUUCUCCAAAAAGCUCUUACCAUCUGAGACACACUACAGUACCUUUGACCGUGAACCACUUGCCAUUUACCUGGCUGUGAAGCAUUACCGGCAUUUCCUUGAAGAUCGUGGCUUAACUACUUUCACUGACCACAAACCGUUGACUUUUUCACUUCGUUCCCACUCCGACAAACACAAUCCGAGGGAAACCGCCCACCUGGACCACAUCUCCCAAUUAAACACCGACAUCCGCCACAUUGAUGGCACGAAGAAUGAACUGGCCGAUAUGUUGUCCAGACCCUCACUGUCUUCCUCCAACUCUCAUACGGGAUCGAUCUUUGCGUCAUGGCUGCUGAGCAACAGCGAGUCGGUUGUCCUGGCGACGAGUCUGUUAGUGGUCUCCAACUCAAAGACGUUCCUCUGA
Molecule: messenger RNA, 672 nt
Organism: Spirometra erinaceieuropaei
Lineage: Eukaryota; Metazoa; Platyhelminthes; Cestoda; Diphyllobothriidea; Diphyllobothriidae
Source: the annotation of a GenBank genome assembly